Messenger RNA from Nezara viridula (southern green stink bug), 2396 nucleotides. The record is from the annotation of a GenBank genome assembly. NCBI's taxonomy places the organism in Eukaryota, Metazoa, Arthropoda, Insecta, Hemiptera, Pentatomidae.
CGGCUUCCCUCCAGUGCAGCCAACUGUGUGUUAGUGCCCAUUCGUAAUAAAUCGAUAGUGAAACAUCGAAACUGGGCAUCGAACCAGUGAUGGGCCGGCAGUAGACCGAUGAAUAACCGCUUAUGUUGCCACUCUUGUCUGCUGCAUCGAUUUGGAAGGCGUCAUGGGACCACAGGCGGUGGGACAAUGGUGGUUGUUGGUAAUGCUAGGCGGAGCUGCCAACUCCGGACUCCUCGACUGGUCCAGGAACAACAGGAUAGAAGUCAACGUGCCCUGGGUACCAUCUUCGACAGAGUCGCGAUGUUACGACGAACUGGGCUGCCUCAACCUUACCAAAGAUUGGUACCACCUCAUCUACAGACCCUUCAACGUCUUUCCUCUUCCAAGGCAGACCAUCGACACCAAGUUCAUCCUCUAUACUAGGCUGAACCCGACGGAGGGUCAGAUACUCCGGGCGACAGACGACCCUGGAAUCGAGAAGUCUAACUUCGACCCGAAGAAGCAGACCAAGUUCAUCAUCCAUGGCUUCAUCGACACACCUCUCAGCUCCUGGGUCAAGGAGAUGCGACUGGAGCUGCUGAAGAACUCGGACUGGAACGUGGUUGUGGUGGAUUGGGCAGGAGGAUCGCUGCCUCUGUACACACAGGCCACAGCCAACACUCGCCUAGUCGGUUUGGAGCUUGCCUUCUUCAUCAACCAUCUUAAGAAUAAAUAUCAACUGGAUCCUAAAGAUGUCCACUUGAUAGGCCAUAGUUUAGGUGCUCAUACGGCUGGCUACGCAGGGCAGAAUGUACCUGGUUUAGGAAGAAUAACAGGAUUAGAUCCAGCGGAACCAUAUUUUCAAGGAAUGCCCAGCGAAGUUCGCCUUGAUCCAGGAGAUGCUCAUCUGGUUGAUGUUAUUCACACAGAUGGCACCUCAAUCUUCUUGUUGGGAUAUGGAAUGGUUGAACCUUGCGGACACUUGGACUUCUACCCGAACAAUGGGAAGGAACAACCAGGAUGUGAUAUAAGCGAGAAUCCACUUCCUCUGACGGUGAUCAGGGAAGGGAUUGAGGAGGCAUCCAGGGUCCUCCUCGCCUGUUCGCAUGUCAGGGCUGUCAAGUUCUUUAUCGAGAGUAUCAACACGCAGUGCCCAUACCUUGCCCACCGAUGCCCUUCGUACCAGCACUUCUUACAGGGCAAGUGCUUCAGUUGUGGACCAAAUGGCACCAACUGUGCCUUCAUGGGUCUGCACACGACUCGUGGUUUGUUGCCACCCGGUGCCAAAUUCUUUGUACAGACUGGCAAAGAGCCACCAUUCUGCAGAAGACACUACAGAGUGACGGUAGAACUGGCCAGACCUCCCAGAGCGGAGACUUGGGUCCAAGGAUUCAUGAGGGUUUCUUUGCACUCGGACCAGGGCAAGAUAAGAGAUUUAGAUCUCACUCCAAAUGGUUAUGAGAAACUGGAGCAUGGUACAUCGAGAAGUUUUGUGGUCUCCCACAUUGAAGAGAUUGGCACCGUGACAAGAGUAGAAGUGUACUGGGAAUAUGACAUGAAUGUCCUGCAGCCCAGGUCCAUCUGCUUCUUGUGGUGCAAUGACCACCUCUACGUAUCCUCAGUCAGGGUGUCGGCCUCCAAGAUUCUCAAUUCUAGGGAGAAGCGAGCGGUGGACGUGGUGAGUAAGCUGUGCAGUCCUGGUCACCGUGGCUACGCAGAUAUAGCUUCCAGGUCUACAGCCCUCUUCUUAGACAACUGUAGAUCUGACUAAGUCAUCAAAAAUGGUAUUCACCAAUGACUGCUUUCUCCUGUGCCCUGUGAUUCCUGGGCAUGGAUUGAAGAAUAGAGAACAUUUGUUUCCGACCAUUGACAAUUACUAUUUUACUUAAUGUAAAAUAUCAAGCUCACAAGGAAUCACACUUAAAUGUAAAUAAAUAUUGUAUAUACCCUAUGUAAUGUAAGCAAGUUAGAUGAUAAAGUUAAGAACAUAAAAAGUUCAAAUUAUUUGUGAAUAUUGUUUUAUCUUUAUUAUUUAUUUGUUUUUCUAACUGUAAUAUUAUGAAUGAGAUGUUUUUACAUUGUUAUUAUUGUUUCGUUUUUUGUUUCAAGUUUCAGGAUUUAAAUAUAUAAUUUAAAACAUUUAGAAUAAUCUUAUGUUUUGGAAUUCUUAGGAAAUAUGCCUGUUCUAAAUAAAAUGCAAAAUCAAAUAAAAGUUGUGUCAUUAUGUAAAAUAUCUGAUGACAUAAAAAUGUCUACUAGUCGAUAUUAAAAUCUUUGUAAGCCAUUAUGUUAUUGUAUGAACUGUCAAUUAUGUAUGUGUUUCUGUAAUUUAAUAAAUAUUGUAAAUUUGUUAUGUUUUAAAGAGCCUUUUUCUUAUCUUGUAUAUGUUAACACAACUGCUAAUAUGCAACAGGGUA